AUGAAGCGGUGUGCUCCUCGCGCGCUCCGCUCUCUCACCUGCCUGGCAGCGUGCCUCCCGGGACCACACGCGCUCGGCGUCUCCAACGGCUCGUCGCUGCACGAGCUUCUCGCGCUCGCGGAGGCCGGCUCGAACGGCUCGAGCUUGUACGCGCUGGAUGACGGCGCGCUCGCGGACUGGCGCUCGCUGGCGUGGCGGAAGCGCGAGGGCGCGGAGAGGGAGCACGCGGCGGUCCGGGCGCUGCUCAUCUUCAGCUACUCGGUGAUCAUCGUCGUGUCGCUGUUCGGUAACGUGCUCGUGUGCCACGUGGUGAUGAAAAACAAGCGCUCGCGCUCCGCCACAAGCCUCUUCAUCGCCAACCUGGCCGUGGCGGACAUCUUCAUCACCCUGCUGAACACACCGUUCACCCUGGUGCGCUUUGUGAACAGUACGUGGGUUUUCGGCAGAGGGAUGUGCCACAUCAGCCGCUUUGUGCAGUAUUGUUCUCUGCAUGUGUCCACACUCACACUCACAGCCAUCGCGCUGGACAGACGACAGGUGAUCCUGUAUCCUCUGAAGCCGAGGAUGUGCACCGGUCAGGGUGCUGUGUGUAUCGUCUUCAUUUGGCUCAUGGCGAGUUGUUUCUCGCUGCCACACGCCAUCUUCCAGAAACUCUUCACCUUUGUCUACAGUAAGGACAUCGUUCGCUCUCUGUGUGUGCCGGAUUUUCCUGACCCGUCUGAACUGUACCAUCAGUACCUGGACUUGGCGACCUUCAUCCUGCUGUACAUGUUGCCGCUCCUCAUCAUCACGGCAGCGUACUCGGCCGUGGCGCGUCGUCUGUGGCGCCGUAACGCCAUCGGUGACGUCACCAGUGAGCAGUACUUCCUCCAGCGCAGGAAGAGGAAGCGGACCAUCAAGAUGCUGGUGCUGGUGGUGCUGGUGUUCGCCGUGUGCUGGUUCCCGUUGAACUGCUACGUGGUUCUGCUGUCGAGUCACGCCAUCCACUCCAACAACGCCGUGUACUUCAGCUUCCACUGGCUGGCCAUGAGCUCCACCUGCUACAACCCCUUCAUCUACUGCUGGCUCAACCAGAGCUUCAGGGCUGAGCUCACCUACCUACUGAGCAUGUGCAGGAAAGGGCGAGCCAGGGGGCGGACCAGCAGCGGGCGAGGGGAGGAGCCAGACCAGAGACCUCUGCCGCUUAACAGCUGUCACAGAGCGGCCUGGCCGGAAAGCCACGCCUCCUCCCAACCGUCUGAUCACAAAGAGAGCCACGCCCUCAGGACCACCUCUCUCGGCCAAUCAGGGAAGACCGAUAUCCUGUCCGUGGAGCCGAUCGUCACCGUCGGCUGA
Ictalurus furcatus (blue catfish) is the source of this 1335-nucleotide messenger RNA. It is a transcript of the gene gpr83, whose product is annotated as G protein-coupled receptor 83. The transcript is spliced from 4 exons. Lineage: Eukaryota; Metazoa; Chordata; Actinopteri; Siluriformes; Ictaluridae. The record is from RefSeq and is a predicted model, not a curated record. Gene Ontology annotation, cellular component: membrane. Bases 1 to 1335 code for a protein of 444 amino acids. Gene Ontology annotation, molecular function: neuropeptide Y receptor activity. Gene Ontology annotation, biological process: neuropeptide signaling pathway.